UCAUCGCUAUUUCCGUUUUCCUUAUUUCUUUUUUCGUUUCGUAACUAAUUAACUAACAUUAUCAUCAUUGUUGUUGGUGGUGAUUAUGUGUGUCUACUGGUGGUGGUGUGUGUGAAAGUUUUUUCUAAAAGAAAUAAUUCAUUUCACUUGAUACUUAAAAUAUAUAAUGUCUUCAUUGGAAUCAACAACAACAAAUUCUAUUGUUAAUAAUAAUAAUAAUAAUAAUAAUAUUGAAUUGGAAAAUUCAAAAAAAAUUGAGAUAAAAUUACGAGAGAAAAGACAACAACAACAACAACAAAAUUCACCUGUAGAAUCAAUACGUCCAUUGGGUAUUAUUAUUGAUACAGAUUUGAAUUUGAAUGAAGAAGAUAAUAAUAUUGAACAACAGCAGCAGCAACAACAAAAGCCUAACAUAGAAGCAUAUCAAUCAUCCGAUUCAAUUUGUGAACAACAACCGCAACAAGAAGAUUAUAAUAUUGAUCCGGCCUUAUAUUUUCAUAAUCGUAAUCCAACAUUAGAAUCAUUCCGUAAUGGUAAUGGUGAUAAUGAUAAUAAGAAGAUUAAUAAAUCUGAUUCAUUAGAUUCACAACAACAACAACAACAAGCUUGUUGUACAAAAUUAGCAUUUAAUUUCUAUAAUAAAGCAUUGGAUUCGGCUAAAAAACAUUUACCAAACAGAAAUCGACAGAAAAAUCGUUAUUCAGGUGGUUUUCCACGUUCAUUUGGUGAAGAUUUUCAUUCAUUAGGACCGGAUGGUUUUUAUUAUCUUGAUAAUGAUCAACAAACAGAAUGUUCAUUAGAUUAUCGUGAUUUAGAAUUUAAUCGUGAUUCAUUUUUAUCAUUUACCGGAUCAGAAGUAAUACCGGAAUUAUCGGAAGAAGAAUUUUUUGAAAAUAAAAUUCAAAGAAAAUCUUUGAAUCAACAACAGAAUCCAACAAAUAUUGAUUGUACUGUACGGAAUUUUCAACAAUUACCAACAGUUCAAGGUGGUGAACAAACUUUAGCACCUAUCAUUGGAAUAAUGGACGAAAAUGAACCAAUGUCAUCAACAACAACAGAUCAAUCAAUAAUAAAACAACGUAAAGGUCCAUCAUUAUUUGAUCGAUUAUUUCGACGUAAAGAUGAUAAUAAGAAUAAAAAAUCGCGUAAAGCUCGAUCUGAAUCACGUGAAAGAGAACGUCGUACGAAAAAUAUUCGUGCAACAUCAUUACCACCAUCGACAACGAAUAUAGGUGGCGGUAAACAUCAAUUACAACAACAACAUCCAGUUAUGAAAUUAGGACCCGAUGGUCAACUUUGGUUUGAACAACAAGAUGGUACACAAAUAAUAUCAACAACUAGUACAGCUGCAAUAGAUCCAAAUGAAGCAAUUCUAUCGAAUGUAACAAGACAAUCACCAAUAAAGCUAGUUUAUGCACGUCCACCCGAAAUAAUUGUUCAAGAAGUAACAAAUCUAACCGAUACUAUCGAUACAUUACCUAGAAUACAAUCACCCAAUGUAUCAUCGAAACCAAAUCAAGAACAGAUAUCAACAGAUCAUCGAACACCAUCACCACCAAAUACUGUUGAUGAAGUGGCUGAAAAAACAAUGUUAGAUAUUUUGGAUGAUGCUAUCAGACAACUUCGUGAUGAAUCAUCGAAUCAAAUGAUAUCACCGAUUUAUGUUAAUGAAAAUAUUCAGCCAGAAUCAUCGCCAACAGAUCAAAAUAAAUUGGGAAAACAGGAUAAAAAAUCAACAAAAUCAACAAGUCCAAAAUUUGGUAGAAAAAAACGAAAAUUACCCGGUUAUUCAUCAUCACCGAUGGCUAAAUUUAAAGAUAUCCGUAUGACGAAACCGAAAUUUUUUCGUAAAUUUCAUUCAAAAAAUCCAAAGAAAAUGAAAGAAACUAGUCAACCAACCGUUGAAUUGAAAGAUUCAAAACGUAAUUCAGAUGUUGAUCCAACACAGGUUGUUGCCGAAGCUAAUGUUCCCGAAAUAACUAUUGAUGAAGUAACACCAUCGUCAUCGAAUAUUCAAGAUGAUGAUGAUAUGAAUAAUGUUGAAAUAGUUGAUAUUGAACAAAAAGUUGAAGAACCGCAACCACCACCAUUUCUAUUAUCAUCAAAUGAUAAACCGAAGAAAAAAUUGGUACGAAAAUCAAAAAUCAAUCUAAAAUCUGUUCGUAUACCACGAUCAUUUCGUAAAAUUUCGAAAAAAGAUGAUAAUCAUGAUGAUGAUGGUUUUUCGAAGAAAAUUUCACCACCAAAAUCACCGCAACCAUCGACGACAGAUUUGAAAGAAAAAUUAAAAAAUCCAUUCAAUCGUCAGAAUAAACAACAACAACAAAAACAAAAACAUCAUUUUAUUCGACAAUUACCAAGAUUACCAGAUAUACCGGAAUCAAGAAAUUCAACAUUAAAUAGUCAACAACAUUUGUAUGAAGGUAUUAAAGGAUCACCACAAUUAAAUCAACGUCCUUAUCAUAAUAAUUCAUUGGAAAUUGAAUUUCCUGUUGGUAUACCAUUGGAUCAACCAUAUGAAGAAUUUGAUGAUAAUAAUAAUGAACCAGGUUUAAGUCCAUUUCAUCGAUAUCCAGAUCAACAACAACAAGAUGAUAAUCGAAAUAAAGAAUCACCGAUAAUUUUGCAAUCAGAAUUACCUGUGAAUAAUCUAUCGAAAUUACCUGUAACAGAAAUAACAUUAGCAAAAUUACCCGAUUCACCUGUUUUUGAUAUGAAAAUACCGAAAGAAAUUUGUGAACGUUUUCCAUCAUCAUAUCAUAAUCAACCACCGGAAAUUUUAGUAAAAAUACCUGAAAAUCAUAAAUUUAAAACCGAAUCAUUGGAUAAACAAUCAGUGAAUUCAGAUCAUCAAAAACAACAAUCAGAAUUUUCAUUUUCAAAUUCAAACGUACCGGAUAUUGUUAUGAUGGAACCGGAAUUUAUUCUAUCCAAAAGACCGGGUAUUGAAAUUCAUCAUCAUGAUCAUUCACCAUUAUCAUCUGAUAUGCCAUCAAUAUUGACAAUGGAAAUUAAAUCGGAUGAUAAUUUGGAACCAUCACCAUCGUCGUCGAUUUAUGUUCCAUAUAAUCCACCAACAUCAACAACAUUCGAUUCGAAUAUUGAAUCAAAUCGAUCGACAACUCGCCAUCAGAUGGCAGCAUUAAAUGAUGCUAUGCAUGAAAAAGUUGAUAAAAUAAAAAAUAUGGCCGGUUCAUUUCGUUUAAAAAUGAAAGAUUUUAUUCAUCAUACAAAAACACCAUCAUCGAAAACUGAUCCAAAAAUUAUUGAUCAAACAUUGAAACCGGAAUUUAAGUUUCAAGAAACUGAUUUAGAUCAACCAACAACAGCAACAACGGAUUUUGAUGCAUCAAUGAAAAUUGAACAAAAUCAACAACAACAACAAGAAAAAGAAAAAGAAAUUCCUAUGGAUUAUGAAGAUCCAUCAAAAAUUAUUGAAGCAUUAGAUAAUCUUUUGUCGGAAUCUGGUUAUCGUUUAGAUAAUGAUGAUAAUAAUAUGGAAAAACGUUCGAAAAAAUCAUUUAAGAAAAAAUUUCCUAAAUUUGAAUUUACACAUAAACCACGAACAAUUGAACAACAACAAUGGACUGAUAAUGUUAAUAAUAAUCAUUAUGAUGAUAAUGAUGAUAAUAAUGAUAUUGAACGGCCAACAUCAUUUGCAAGAAAAAAUCGUGAACGUUUUGAUCAGAUACGUAAUCGUGCACAAAAAUCAUUUGGACAAUUUGCUGAUCGUGUAAAACAACAAACACAACAAAUUGGUGAACGAACACGUGCAUCGAUUACGAGGGCAAAAACAAAAUCACCAUUACGCAAGCGACCGGAUCGGCCACCACCACCAACAUCAUCGUUUUAUGAUUUACAUUUUGCUUCGGAUUCGGAAUUAUCACCCGGUACAGGUAUUGAUUCAUUACGUCGUUCAACAACAACAAAAGUUUAUCAAGAUUUAGCUGAUCAACAAGAACGUCUUGAAGUAUAUAUGCAACCAGUUAAUCGUAAUCAACCAAGAAGACCACCACGUCGUCAUUUGAAUUAUGAUGAUGAUGAACGAAGGCAACAACAACAUCCGGAUUAUAUGCAAUCAUUACCAUCAUUAUCGGUGACAAAACCAAAACCACCAAGACCACCGCCACCAAAUCGAUAUCUAACAACAAGUUGUCAAUCAAUGAUACCAUGUGAUGAAGAAAUAUCAUUAGGAACUUCAACAUCAAGUCUUUUGUCUUCACCACAAGAUAAACAUCGUCGUCGUCGUCGUUUUCCACGUCGUCAACGUUGUCCACCUGAACAAUUUUAUAAAAAUGUUCGAUUGAAUUAUCGACCGAAAAAAUCCUAUGUAGAAUUAUUGCAAAAAUCUCAACCAUUUUAUACAAUGGCUAUUCAACAAAAAUCAUUAGAACGAUCACAAUCAACUGGACAAUUAUAUGGACGUUAUAAACCAAAACCGAUUGAUAAUUUUGGUUAUCCAAUACCACCAUUACGACGAUCACGUACAUUACGAUCGAAACCACCGAUUUGUCCACCAAGUCGAACAAUUUUUGAUAAUUCUCGUGCUGCAUCGGUAUUUUCAGCUCGUAGUGGUGGUCAUGGUCAAAAUUAUUCAGUUCCAAGAGAUUAUCUAUUUAUUAAUGAUCAAUACAGAGAUAAUAAUAAUGAUGAUGAUCAAUAUCUAUUGAAAGGAAAAGAUUUUUAUAGUCCUUAUCUACAAGCACCACCAAUAACAUUGAAUGUUGGAUCACAACCUGAUCUACAAUGGAGUCCAUUUCAAUGGAAAGUUAAACGUUGUCGUUCAUUUGGCGAAACAAUGGAUAAACAAAAAUUACAAUCACCCGAAUUGGAGGAAACAUCAUCAACAACACAAACACCAGAUUCAAAUGAUACAAUUGUACCAUCUAAAUCGACAACAUUAAAACGAUCAGCAACAACAAUUGUUGCUAAUCAAAAUUAUCGUAUUGAUAAUACAACACAUCGUAUAAUACAACCAGAAACUGUACAACAACGAAUGUUUAAAUGGCUUCAAUCAACAUCAACAACAUCAUUGGAUACAUUACGUCAUCGAAUACCAAAAAAUUUAAAUAUUAUUAAACAACAACAGUUUGAUAGUGAUAAUAAGGGGUUAAUAAGGAGUAGGAGUAAUAGUAAAGGAAGACGUCAAACACCACCACCAAGGCCACCACCAUCUUCAAAGAUGAUAAUGAUGAUGAUGAUGAAUCGGGCAACUAGCCCAUCAUCAUCAUUAUCAACAACAACAACAAAUCAAUCUAUUUCUUGUUAUUCUACUAAUAAUGAUUAUACAAAUAAUAAUUAUUAUAAUUAUAAUAAUAUUGAUAAUUUUCUUGCAGAUACAUUCGGUGACGAUAUAAUUGGAUCAACGAAUAAUACUCUUAAUGGUGGUGAUCAUCUUCAUAAAAAUCAUUUACCAUUAUCAUCAUCAAAUCGUCCAUUACCACCACCACCAAUUCCCCCAAGACCUAAAUUAAUACCGGCACAUUAUUUAUAUGAUGUUCAACGUAAACAACAACAACAACGUCCUUUAACACGUGAUGUUGCAUGUGAUACAUCGGAAAAUGGUUUUGAAAAAUUUUGUCAAAAAAAUAAUAAUCAUGGAUUCUUAAAUAAUAAUCGUCAACAAAUUGAAAAAUUAAGAAGAAAUGAUAAAGAUCCUGAUGAUGAUGAUAUAACACUUGUUGAAAAUAAUUCAAGUCAUAGAUUUUAUUUACAUAAUCAAAAUGGUCAUCAUAUUCCAAAUGGAUCAAUCAAUUUGGAUACAAUAGCAUCUGUUUAUACUGAUGCACGUACACAUCAAUCAAAUAAUACUUUAAAUUCAAAUCAUCAAAAUCAAAAUCAAAAAUCAUCAUCAAUUAAACAAUGGUUUGAUGAUAAUAAUGUAUCGGAAUCAUCA
Messenger RNA from Dermatophagoides pteronyssinus (European house dust mite), 5896 nucleotides. RefSeq lists its product as uncharacterized. Lineage: Eukaryota; Metazoa; Arthropoda; Arachnida; Sarcoptiformes; Pyroglyphidae. The record is from RefSeq and is a predicted model, not a curated record. Gene Ontology annotation, molecular function: guanyl-nucleotide exchange factor activity; metal ion binding. Gene Ontology annotation, cellular component: cytoplasm.